UUACUGCCAAAGAUGAAUCGAUUUCAGAUAAUCGAAUAUCUCUUCCAGAACCAAAAACUCCAGCAGAGUUUGCUUUACAUAUUUUACGCAAACAAUUCUACAAGAUCGCCGAUAGAAAGUUAUCAGCCAUAAUGAGUCAUAACCUGGAACAUGAGCCAGACUUUGUUCAUAAUAUAGGGCCUGGUGUUGAUCCAGUAUUUGACAAAAUAUUAAAUUCCCUGGGAUACAUUGCAAGGCAUAAACCCAAACCGGUCAUCGAUUUGGUGCUUAUUUGGAGGAAAGAAAAACAAGAAUUAAAACAAGAUGGGCCUGAACCAUCACAUAAACUAGUAAAACAGGUUCGACCAGAGACUCUGAGAGAUGAUGUUGGAAAACAACUGGAAGAUCUUGCUUUUAAACAUGUUAUAGAUUCAAGAUCGUCAAGACAUGCAAUAGCAGUUUAUGAUUUGUUCGCAGAGCUUAUUGGUGAAUUAUCAAGAAUAAGGUUCAUGUCUGUAUCUGAUCGAUUUAUUUCGGAAUUGGAACGAUAUACACCAAAUGCAUUGAAGGAGCAAGAAUCAAAAAUUGAAUUGCUGAUUAGAGGAAUGCAUUUUUUGCAAUUGAAGAUUUACCCAUUGGAAGCAUUGGAGGAAACAGCGGACUUCUUACAAAGUUUAGCCAAUUUCUUACGGCAUGCUCAUGGUGUGAGAAUAAAACAUGCUUAUGCCCGCUUGUUUGUGCGGCUAUUUAUGCCUAUUGCGGGGCUUAGUGAGAUAAUUAGGCAUUUAUUUCCGCAAAAUCGCCGGUCUGUUUAUGUCAAUUUGGAUUUAUUUGUACAAUUCAUUCAUUUUGUUGGAAUACGUCAUCAUGAUUAUUGUAUGAAAAAUCUUAUAUUCAUGCUGAUGAAUUCAGAAAAUAUAGCCAAUUCUAAUACAUCUGCAUUGGAACUAAUUGCACCUGAAAGAAUGAGAAUUGGAAUAAGAUCGUUUAUGAUGAUAUUAUACAGCAUGCAGACUUCAGAAUUGAGGCCACCGUUUCCUAGUAAUCCGGAUCUAUUUGACCAAAGACAGGGUCUUGGCAUAAAGAUUUCUUCCGAUAUUCUUUCUGAUGAUAUUUUUAACCAAGCUGGGUUAAAAGAAAAUGUUGAUAGGUUUUGUGACAUUAGUUAUAGAGUAGCUGUUAUUUUAGAUCAACAUUUUGGCCAUUUAACUGUAUUGGACGAAAGAAAUUUAACGAAAG
Messenger RNA from Racocetra fulgida, 1218 nucleotides. The record is from the annotation of a GenBank genome assembly. NCBI's taxonomy places the organism in Eukaryota, Fungi, Glomeromycota, Glomeromycetes, Diversisporales, Gigasporaceae.